Daphnia pulex (common water flea) is the source of this 7642-nucleotide messenger RNA. It is a transcript of the gene pcx, whose product is annotated as pecanex-like protein 1. Gene Ontology annotation, biological process: endoplasmic reticulum organization. The coding region runs from base 233 to 7348 and encodes 2371 amino acids. The transcript is spliced from 15 exons. Lineage: Eukaryota; Metazoa; Arthropoda; Branchiopoda; Diplostraca; Daphniidae. The record is from RefSeq and is a predicted model, not a curated record. Gene Ontology annotation, cellular component: membrane; endoplasmic reticulum.
AUUUUAGAAAAACGGGAAUGAGUAAAAGAUGGUUUCGUCGUAUCAGCUCGAGGGUAUCUCUUGAAUGAAUACAUGAAGAACGUAUAAAAAUUGCGAAAUUGUGUUUCUGUUACUUACCGUUUUUGGAUUAAAUUCGACGUUGCUCAGCUCUCUAGACAAAGCUCUCCAUGUAUAUUCCUUGUAUAUUUAUUAAUGUGGACGUCAACUGCUGAACAAGUCGGCAAACUCCAUUAUGGGGUUUCAAACCCUGGAGAUUCUCAGACAGGGAGUGUGGGCCUCUGUAACGGGAGGAUUUUUCUACGAUCCUCAUCAUGACCUCUUCUGCAACACAUUCCACUUUUAUACGUGGAUUUUUCUUGUUCUGUCACCCUUCUUGGUUCACUUGUGGUCUAGUUGUACGUGGUAUCCUUGGGUGGCUUACGCUGGUGCUGUUCUGAUUGCAUUUGCUGCAAUCAAAAUAAUCAAUCUGCGAUUGCAUUUGAUGUUUGACACCAGUGAAUCUAUUGAAGAACAACCACAAGAUAUACAUAGGCAGCGACACAAAGGCAACCAAGCAAACAGUGAUUUUGAAGAUAUUGAGCUGCAAGUGCUGAAUGCCAAAGAUUCUCGUUGUGACAGUGUCUCGCCAACAGUGCCUGACAUUUGUUUUCAUUCAGAACCGAACCAAAGUCCGCAAGGACGACCUAAUCCUUCAACGGCCGAAGCUAUUGUAGGAUUGUCUACUGCUGCUACAGCUAGCAACGAUCAACAUUGUGAUGUAAAAGUCGACGUUCAUCGCAAAAGUAGUUCGGCCAGCAGUGAGCCAGCCAUUGUGGUCAACGAUGCCCAGACGGAGAAGACAUCUCGACAGUCAGUCGUCAAACUGAAGGGGCAGUCAUUUGCGGACGACGAUGAUUCAUUCACGCCUGAAGCCAUGACUUCACUCAAAUCGAUGGACUCGGAGGAGGCCGAAAGAGCACAACGAAGUUGUCUUCGACCAUCCACUGGGGGCCGACGCUUCUCAAAUAUCUCGAAUCUGGCUUUUGAACUCAGUAGGACUACUAUUUCAGCACCACGUCUUCAAGGGGGAGGAUCUUUGGAGCUAGGAUUUGUUCUAGAAGACGGACCAGCCCAACUGACUAAUAAAAGCGCUUCCCGACCUUCGGGCAAUGGGGGUUUAUCAUCUGUUCGACGAACUCUUAGCGCCCUUGAAACAUCAUGUGGUUCAGCCGAUCCGUCAUCAACCGCUUCGGCUCCUCAAAAUGUUGGAGGAGUAAUGAGCUAUGCAAUAUGUAAUCCCAUUAAAGAGCAUCAAAAUGCUGAACAGUCUCACCAACAGAGAGAAGCUGAACGAGAAAGUGAUCUUUCUAUCUGCGAGGAUGGUGCGGUGGCUGCAGCUCAAGCGACAACGCCUACUGAGCGGAGUCCUCUACUAGUCCAACCUACUGCUGAACCGAGUACCGAACUUCCAGAUUGGGCCGCUUUUUUGACAAGCACGCCCAUGCAAAAGCAACAACAACAGAAACCCAUCAGCAGUAGCGCCAGUAGCAGCACCACGGCAAGUCAAGAUGCUUUACAUAGUCUGAAUGUAUCGCGAACCCGACAACUCUUUGCGUUGUCUCCAAUGCGAACUCAUCCCACCACUUCUGCAGAGCAUUCUACAGGUCGAUGUGCCCAUCCUCCACUUCGAGAUUUGGACACACCGACAUCUAAUUCAAGUUCGAGCAGCACCACGGAUAGUACAGAAGGCGAAGCUGUUCGACUUCUACCUCUUCCUCCUCGAUCCUUGCCUCAGUCAGGAGAAGCGCUUCCUUUACGCUCACCUCCGACUCUUACCACUUCGAUUAGCACUACUAUUUCCACGUCAUCUCUACCUCAGGUUCCAGCAUCUGGAGAUCAAGGAGUUAUCCCCAAACGUCGUCAACAUUCCGGAACGUGCCAAAUUGAAGAGGAGUCGGAAGAAGAAGAAAUAGUUGCAAAUUCUACGGGAUUGCAAGAUGAAUUAAGUCAAUUCACUCCACCGAAGAGGCGAAAAUUGGCGGCCAGACGAAGGCGACACCCAGCUGGUGAUUCGUGUAGCAGUAAUACAAUGGCGAUGUUAGAAGAUGAAACGUGUGGAAGCAGUAGUGCCGGCGCAACCGGUCAAAAUCGUAACCGUAAACAGUGUACCAAUCGGCCGCGCCGAAGACGACGAGCAAAUGCUUUCUAUGCGUCCAGUGUUCCUUCUGAAAGAAAGGACCAAGAAGUGAAGCGACCGGCAGAAGCGGCGUGUCUUCCUUCUACAUUCGUUUUACCUCCGUCUACUUUUCCGUGGUUUUCUGGCACCGGCACGCAAACAGCAGAUGUUUCAACCAAUUCUGGAGCAAACGUUUCCACGGCGACCAGAAUCACCCACUUAUCUACACCUGGAAACAGCACAAUGGCCGGUGAUCAUCUGAGUAGUUCAUCCAUCAGUUUGAGCUCUGCGUUGACAGUAGUCGUUCCGGACAGUCCAACUGUGUUGUUUCAACCUUGUCCAAAGGAAAGGCGGCGCGAGUCGGAUCGACCAGAUCGACUAAGAAGUCGUAACAGCCGAGAUCGAGAUCGAAGGAGUCACGAGGCUGGAUCAAGCACGUCUAACCCAGCCGCAAUGGAAGCAGCUAAUGUGGCUGAAUAUUUCGGAUCUAACACAAUGCAGUACCUGCUGUACAACCUCCAUACUGGUCGUAGUCCAUUACAAUUUAUUAGUGCAACUCAUCUUGGUCCGGGAAGUGGAGAACGCCAUCAUGGCCAUCCUACUCGUCAUCACCACCAUCAUAACCCGUUUGGCCUGCCUAAUAUGGUGGAUAGUGUGGCUGAAGCUUUGGGUCGUGUCAACAGUCUACCCAAUGCCAACAACAACCACAAUGAAGCCGUCAGGUUACGAAUAACGGGCUCUGAGCCGGAAGAACUUCAAUCACCUCCCAUUUUGCCUCUUGUAAAAACGCGGCGUUAUUACCGUUUCCAGUUAUGGCCACGUUGCCCAUGGUCUACAUCUCACACUUCGGGUUCUAUAAAAAUUCGCUUUGAUCGUUUAGCACUUCUGGCUUUGCUUGAUCGGAAUGUGUCAUCUUGGGAUAGUGCCCUUUGCGUUCUCUUAGCAUUGACUGUUAGUAUUUUGACGGCCCUAGUACUUCGCUCUGGACUUCUUCAAGACGCCUACGCCUUUCUCUUUUGCCUGGUCUGUGCCGGAUGCCAGUACUCGAUGCUCAAAAGUGUUCAGCCGGAUGCAGCUUCACCAACUCAUGGCUUUAAUCGACUGGUGGCUUUUAGCCGCCCCGUCUACUUUAUCGUUUUGGUCUCACUUCUCCUGCUGGCCGAUUACUACGCCACCAGCCGCGUUGGCCGAUCUACUUAUCUUUAUGGUGUGGAAUGGGGCAGUCCCGAACAAUUAUUAGCCCUCAGAAGUUUUUUGUUGCUCCUCAUUCUUGGAUUUCCUGUCAUCUUCAGCUUGGGUUUAUUACCGCAAAUUUCUACUUUCGCCGUUCAUAUACUUGAACAGCUGGACAUCCACGUCUUCGGAGGAACGGCCGUCACCGGUCUCAGUUCAGCUGUUUUCGUCAUAUUUCGUUCGUGUUUCCUCGUAGCUAUUCUCUACGGCCCAGCAUUUGCUGGUCUCAAAGAACCAGCCAGCUCACAGCAUAUUCUCUUUUCUGCAUACUGCGGCCUUUUGGUUGCUACUUGCUAUCACGUCAGUCGUUGCUCUUCGGAUCCGUCUACUCUGUGGGGUUGGAUUGUCCAGUUUGCCACCCACAAGGACGUUAUUGGAACAAAAGAAGAUUCAAAACCAGAAGAAAAAGUGUUGCCGAAUGAAGAAGAAGAGGAAGAAGAUUCGCUCCCUCGGCGAAUGCGGGAAACGGUUGUUGCCCGACUCCGUUCCGACGCUAUUGUUUGCCCGUUAGUGGCCAUCUUGGUAUUUGGUGUCCAUUGCAGCACCGUGUUUACCAGCCGACAAUUACAACCCAUCCUAGGUCAGGUGUUAUGGAUGGCUCCAUCCGCGCUGGGUCUCUUGCUUCAUUAUCUCGUCCCACAAUUGAGGAAACAACUACCAUGGCUCUGCUUCUCCAGACCACUGAUGCGCUCACACGAGCACAAUCAGUUUGAAGUUCACGAACCAGCACGUCUCAUGUGGUUCGAGCGGACGUACUUAUGGCUGACUAUGCUGGAGCGCCACGUUCUUCUUCCUGUUCUCUUUUUGGACGUAAUGACACGAGAUUCUCCGGUGCUGGUAACCAAAUUUGGCGUGCCAGCUGGGACGCUCUUAGCCGUUGUUUGCGGUACCAAAGCCGUUCGGUCCUGUCUGACAGACCCGUCAUCUCAAUAUCUCAUCAUUACCUUUGCCAAGUUACUGUUUGGCAAAGACUUAGCCAACGCUGGUUAUUCGGAGACUUUUCUUGUGGAUUAUUUUGUCGUCAGCUUGUUGAUGAACAAAGUGGCAGAAUUACUUCUAAAAAUCCAAUUCAUCAUCACGUACAUCGCACCGUGGCAGAUCACUUGGGGUUCCGCUUUCCACGCCUUCGCCCAGCCAUUUAGCGUACCCCAUUCCGCUAUGCUCUUCGUCCAGGCUGCGGUUUCAUCGUUGAUUUCGGCCCCGUUAAGUCCGUUUCUUGGUAGUGCUAUUUUUUUUACAUCCUACACCCGACCCAUCAAAUUCUGGGAAAGGGAUUACAAAACACGCCGAGUAGACGCUUCUAAUACCCGCUUGGCCAGUCAACUGGAACCGACGAGAAACCCAGGAGGAGAUGACAAUAAUCUUAAUUCAAUCUUUUACGAGCACUUAACGCGAUCACUUCAACAAUCUUUAGCUGGUGAUCUCAUGCUCGGUCGUUGGGGUGGUCCCAUCAGUCAGGGCGACUGCUACGUGCUGGCAUCGGAGAACCUUAACUGUCUCGUCCAUCUAGUCGAAUUGGGCAAUGGAGUGACGACUUUCCAAGUGCGCGGGUUGGAAUUUCGAGGAACUUAUUGCCAACAACGCGAAGUGGAGGCUAUAUCGGAAGGUGUUGAAGAAGAUGAUACGUGUUGUUGCUGUGAGCCUGGCCAUUUACCGCACAUGCUUGGGGGUAACGCUGCCUUUAACCAAAGAUGGCUAGCCUGGCAGGUUAUGGCCACAAAAUAUGUGCUAGAAGGAUACAGCAUUUCAGAUAACAAUGCAGCUAGUAUGCUGCACGUGUUUGACUUGCGCCGGAUUCUCGUCACUUACUAUGUCAAAAGCGUUAUAUACUACGUAACCCGGUCGCCCAGACUAGAAGAUUGGUUGACGAAUCCAUCGAUUGUCGAGGCACUCCAGUCUAUGUCAUCGGAUCGCUCUUUCGCUGAUUUGGAUCCGGUCUUUAAUAUCAACAUCGACGAAGAUUACGACUAUCACGUGCCUGGUAUUACUCGCUUUAGUUUUUGUUCCGUCUACCUCAGUUGGAUCAAGUACUGUGCUGGGCGCCGUGAAAAACCCGUUGAUAGCGGUCGCGACUCGCUGCUCGUUUCGCUUUGCCUAGCACUUAGCCUACUGGGUCGUCGAGCCCUUGGCUCAGCUGCUCAUUCGGCCUUAUCCAGCGUUGAAUUCUUCUUAUACGGCCUUCACGCUCUCUUCAAGGGGGAUUUUCGAAUCACCUCCUUCCGCGACGAAUGGGUUUUUAAUGACAUGGAAUUGUUACGUCGGGUUGUUGCGCCGGGUGUGCGGAUGUCGCUCAAGUUGCACCAAGAUCACUUCACGUGCCCAGAUGAAUAUGACGAUCCCAGCGUUCUCUACGAAGCCAUCAGCGGACAUGAAGAGAAACUAGUGAUUUCUCAUGAAGGAGAUCCAGCUUGGAGGCGAGCCGUCUUGUCAGGUGUUCCUUCGUUGCUUGCCUUGCGACACGUCGUCGAUGACAAUUCAGACGAGUAUAAAAUCAUCAUGCUAAACAAGCGAUUCCUCAGCUUCCGCGUUAUUAAGUUGAAUCGUGAGUGUGUCCGGGGUCUAUGGGCUGGACAACAGCAAGAGCUUGUCUACUUGAGGAAUCGUAAUCAGGAAAGAGGAAGCAUUCAAAACGCCAAGCAGGUGUUGCGAAAUAUCAUCAACUCCUCUUGUGACCAGCCUAUUGGUUAUCCGAUUUACGUUUCCCCGCUGAUGACUUCAUUCGCCGAAACGCAUCCACAAAUCCGAAGCACCUUAGGUGGUCCAUUGAGCUUACAGGCCAUUCGAAAGGCCGCUCUUGUCUUUUUCCGAAGAUUGAGAACACGUUGUGGAGAAGGCUGUUCCAGUGGCGGAUCAGGAGGAGGAGUAGGAGGUUCUGGAGGGGUGCAGUGUGCCGAUGUAGAAAUUAGCUUGGAAAAUCUUCGCUCCAAUUUGGUGCCAACCACGACAGCAACAGGAAGCUUGAAUGGUAAUACUGCAACGGCAUCUGUUGGAAGAGGGUAUCCGGCAUUCACAUGUAGCUUCACGGGAUCAACUAGCAGCGCACUCGGACCAAUGGGCUUAGGAACCUACGCCGCGUUAAAUGCUUCUAAUGCCGGAAUGAAUUCGUUUGCGUUCAACACGGCAAGAGGAUCGAGUCCACGUAGUUCAUUGGGCACCCAAAGAGGUAGCAUUGCCUCGACGAUGAGCGGGACAUUGAGAAAACCGUCCGGCUCCACUCUCAUAAGCCUAGCAGGAAUGCUGGCCGAAAGGGAUUCAGUCACAGCCGCUGCCGCCGCCGCGACGACCACUUCGACGCCCAUGGGAAGUGGGACGUUAAAUGGAAGUGCUCCAUCCGUCCGUGAAAGACGUCCCAGUCGUGGUUCCGAGUCUCAGGAACGUGAUGUUCGUUUACGUCGUACAGCACCAGAAUCUAGUAGUAGCGCUACAGCUCGACAGAGAAAUUCUUCCGGUAGAGGUGGCGAAGAAGAAAGACGUGGUGCAAGAGAAAGGAGUCGCAGACGAGAUCGUUCUAGACGCGACCGUUUCGACAGACUUGAAACUGUCGACACUGACCGACCUCUGUACGAAACGGAGCCGUUUAUGGACAACAGGAUUUCUGUCGACCAACGAGUCAAGAUUGUCGAUCCCAAUCAAGUCUACGAUACCAUUAAUCUGGGCCGACGAAUUGAUGUUCUCUGGCCAAGUCCAACAAUUCGUAACCAAGGUGGAAAAUCUUAUUGGAAAUCAUGGCUUCCCGAAGUGGGUAUGGAAGGACAGGUGGUACAUCGUUGGGUGCCUAAUCAUCCAGAUUCGCGACAAAGAUCGCACGUGGAUCGCGUCAUCCUUCUCUUGAAAAUAGACGAUAAAUACGUCCCAAUCGCCGAAUCGGCGGUCGAAAUUGCAUCAUUGGUUAGUGUCAACAUCGGGGAUUCUAUCGUCGUUAAUGAUACUAAGCUUAAAACCCAGGGAGUUGCUGAUUGAAAUUCCCAAACGCCGCAGUGUUUUUUUUUCGAGUCCAUUAGGCUCAUCGUUGUAAUAUGAAACGGUAUUUUGGUUUGAAUGUGAACCCCGAAAUUUGUUCACGAACCUUGUUUUGUAAAUAAUGUUUGUGUUAUGCGGAAAUGCUAUGUGUUAUUUGACAUUGACUAGGAAAAACCACUGUGAUUUGAAAACAUUGUCAAUAACGUUUACCGAGUUUUUCAAAUGUCGAAUGAAAUUUGAAAUUGAGUAAUUCGAAACAAAUAAACUUUUGGAUUGUUUGUAGUCUAGGAACUA